Messenger RNA from Aureococcus anophagefferens, 1584 nucleotides. RefSeq lists its product as hypothetical. The record is from RefSeq and is a predicted model, not a curated record. The coding region runs from base 1 to 1584 and encodes 527 amino acids. NCBI's taxonomy places the organism in Eukaryota, Pelagophyceae, Pelagomonadales, Pelagomonadaceae. The transcript has 3 exons.
AUGCGCCACCUCCGGGUCGUCGCCGGGGCGACGCGGCUCGACGCCGGCGUCCCCGACGUCGCCUACCGCUUCGCGCUCCACGCCGACGACGGCGCGGGCGGCGGCGACUGCCGCGCGCGCGCGCCGGAGCUCGUCGUCUACAAGCGGCGGGGCUACGGCUCCUGCGGCGUGCUCGCGCCGCACGCGGCCUUCUCGCCGCCGCCGCCGCCCCUCACGAGCACGAAGCGCAAGGGCGACGACUGGGAGGUGCGGGCGGCCCACGCGGCCGCGGCCGCGGCCGCGCGGAAGUGGGCGGGCCGGAGGGACGCGGCGCUCUGGCGCGGCGGCGCGACGGCGAACUGGACGGCGGCGCCGGACCGCGGCGACUGCGUCGCCGACGCGCUCCGCGCGCCGCUGCUCGCGCUCGGGCCGCCCUUCCUGUUCGACUGCGAGGGCGCGUGCGCGUUCCCGCGCGCGGCGCUCGACGCGUGCGCGCGGGGCGACAUCGCGGCGCCGCCGGGCGCCUUCGACAAACUCCCGGCGGCGCAAUCGGGCGGCGACGCGGCGGGCGAGCUCCGCGACUACAAGUACCUGCUGAGCGCGCCGCCCGCGCGGUCCCUCGCGAGCUACUGGAUGCAGGGCGCGGUCGUGCUGCUCGCGGACGCGCCCGUCGUCGAGUGGUACUACCCGGCGCUCCAGGACGGCGUCACGCACGUCGCCGUGACGGCGAAAAAUGCCAGGGCCAAGGUCGACGACCUCCGGGCCGAGGACGCCAAGGUCUCGACCCUCCGGCACCACGCGCUCCAGGUCCACAAGAGCCUGCUCUGCGCGACGUGCACGCUCCGCUUCGUCCAGCUCGCGCUCCGGAGCUUCGCGGCGCACUUUGGGUUCCAGAAGGUCCUCGACGGCGCCGACGGGCGGCGCGCCUUCCUCCGCGACGGCCUCAAGUCCUGGCGCGGGACGCUCCUCGAGGUCAAGUUCGGCGACGCGCUCACGCUCGCGGAGACGUACCAGCACGAGUCCUACACGAUGGUCCGGGCCAUGCUCAAGGCCGUCGGCCGCGACGAGCUCAUGUUCGUCCGCGCCGUCGCCGGCGACGCGCUCGCGCCGACGACGGCCUGGCGCCUCCACAACUGGCGGCCCGACGAAGCCCCCCGCGCGCCGCAGCGCUGCCAAGCCGCCGCGCUCGCGACCGUCGCAGCCAUGGGCCUGCGCGACGCGCUCAUCUUCGUCCUCACGGCGCCGUGGCUCGCGCUGGGCCCGGCGAACGUGUACAAGAUCUCCAUGAUCAACCGCGGAUCGCCGAUGGCGAAGUACAUCGUCGUGCCGCCGGCGGAGGAGUGCCAGGCGGCCUGCAACAUCGCGCGCAUGUGGGGCUGCCUCUUCUGGGGCCUGCAGGCCGUCGUCGCCGGCGGCAUCGUCGCCGGCGGCGUCGGCGACCGCACGGCCGCGGCCGCGAAGCUCUACGUCGGCGCCGCGCUCGCCGUCGCGUACAAGGAGGACGUCGUCCGCGAGGUCGUCGCCGCCGGCGCCGCCGUGGAGAUCGUCGUCGCGCUGCUCCUGCUCUCGCGCGCGGCCGCCGCGCCGCGGCCGAAGACCGCGUGA